Molecule: messenger RNA, 3614 nt
Organism: Gastrolobium bilobum
Lineage: Eukaryota; Viridiplantae; Streptophyta; Magnoliopsida; Fabales; Fabaceae
Exons: 10
Source: RefSeq, a predicted model, not a curated record
ACAGAAGAAAGGUUUACGUAAGCCUCAGCACUCCUAUACCUGAAAAGCUACUUCAACUUGACAGUGAAAAUAGAUCAGUACAGGCAACCAAUGACUAUAACAAGCUACAGGUGUAUUUGUACUUCUCAGUUCCAGUUCUGAAUUCAUCCACAGAAAUUAUGAAUUCUCUCAACAUUAGUCAGGGUUCACUUCUUCCAACGAGUGGAGAAAGUCUUGGAAAUCGGAGAUUUGGAUUCAUGAUUGCUAAUAUCUCCUCAACUGCUAUAAUCUCAGUUGACUUCAAUUCAGAGUCUAUAAUAACCAGACAAGGGACUCAAGUUUCUCCAAUUGCACCAGUUACUUUCCUUUAUGAUUCGAGGAGACCUGCUGUGAUGUUGAGUACAUAUAGCAUGAGGACAAGAGAAGACAAUCUCUCGAUACUAAUCAAUUUUAUGAAGCCUGUUUUUGGCUUCAAUGCCUCUUGCAUAUCAAUUUUAGGGGGUUCAUUAAAAAGCUUCAAUAGAAAAAGACGGAGCACAUAUGUUGUUGAGAUACAAGCAAAUGAGGAUCUGGUAUUUGUUAGUGUUCCGGAGAAUGUAACUAGUGAUGUUGUCGGUAACCAAAAUCUGGCUUCCAAAGUUCUACAAGUGAGGCACUACUCUGUACCUGUGAUUUCUUCUGUGGUUUAUGCAUUUACAACUGCUUCUUUUGUGGUGACACUGAUUGCUGCGGGACUGCUUACUAUCGCAACUUCAAGCCUUCAAUCUGUUGUUCCAUCUAUGAGACCGUCUAUCGCUGAUCCAGCAAGGAAUCUUUUUAGAAUAAUGGGCCAUAUUCAGGUCUUUGCACUAUCUAGAUGGUUAGCAGUUGAGCUUCCAGUUGAGUUUUUUGAAUUUGCCAGGCAUUUGCAAUGGACCAUACCCUAUUUUUCUGUGCCAUGGGAAGCUGGACAUAUGAACCCCUUCAUGGUAGGCUCUAGUCCUUUUGGGAGCUCUAAUUCGUUCACCAAAGCUUCAGCAACAAUCACAAACACAUUGUUUAAGAGUUUGAGUUUCACCUCUUCAGUGAAUGGAUCCCCAACUUUAAAAAAAAACAAAGGGCAUGGAUCCCCACUUAAUUCUUCAGAGUACAAGCAAUAUUGUGAGGGAGCUGAAUAUAUUUCGGAUUCACAACAUUCUAGUGGAUGGACAGAUUUUUAUAGAAGCAUGUUUUGGUUAGCUGUGAUCUGUGGUGGUUUGAUGGUUCUGCAUGCUUUUCUCCUCAUUAUCCUGAAAUUUGGGAAGAGAAAUUCUGAGAACCGUAGAACAUAUGGAGCACUCACAUUCCCAAGAUUUGAGAUAUUUAUUUUAUCUCUUGCACUACCUAGUAUUUGCAGGGCCUCUGCAGUUCUUAUUAGAGGUAAUCUUAAUGUUAUUAGGGGAGCUCCUUCAGCAGUGGCAGUUGGCAUUCUACUGUUGGUUUUUGUGUUCAUUAUGCUUCUAGCUUUGUUCUUGUUCCUAUUGGUUGGAAUUACAUUUGGAAGAUUACUUCAAUACAAGGAAGGGCAGUGGACAUGGAAAGAACAAACUAAAUCUGUUUAUCUAACCAUCUUUGGCCCACUAUUUGAAGAUUUACGAGGUCCUCAAAAGUACAUGCUUUCACAAAUAUCUGGUGGAAAUCUUCCAACUCAAAGGGGCAGCAUUACUGCAUCCGGUGAUGAAACAAAAGAUGCAAAAGCACCUUUCAUUCAAAAGCUGUUUGGGAAUCUUAGAAUAUACUACGUGCUUCUUGAAUACAUAAGGCGGGUUUCGUUGGGAAUUUUGGCUGGUUUCUACAAUCAGACUCAAACUUCUAAGAGUCCAGUUAUUAUUAUGCUGUCCAUAUCCUCUUUUGAGCUAUUCUUCAUUGUGCUAAAGAAGCCUUUCAUAAAUAAAAAGGUUCAGUUAGUUGAGAUUAUCUCACUCACCUGUGAAGUUGCUUUAUUUGCUACUUGUUUAGUGCUCUUGAAGAAGGAGGGUCUUUCUGUGAGAAGUGAGAGUAAAUUUGGGAUUUUUAUGCUUGUGUUGUUCCUUUUGGGGUAUUGUCCUCAGAUUACAAAUGAAUGGAAUGCUUUAUAUGUACAAACAAGGCUGCUAGACCCUGAGGAGAAGUCACUCUUAACAGGUUCGAAAAUUGCUUCCAUUGGUUUUCUUCGUUAUUUCAUCCCUCAAAAAUACAUCAAAAACUUGGAAGAGUCGUUACCACAAAAUGGAAAUGAAAAGGAAGAAACUCGAGACACGUCUUUGGGAACUGAUGAGCACCGGCGCUCAGCUCCAACUGAUCCUUCCACUAGUGGCACUACCAGACAGAGUGGGCCUGAGCAGAAGAAUGCGACAAAACGUAAGAGAAAAGAAGAAGUCCAAGCCCAUGCCCCGAGAGAAAAUAACAAUCAGGGAAUUGAAGAUAAUAAAGAAAAGGAGUUAGUUACUGGGAAUGCUAUGUGUCAAGAAACAAGUGGAGAGAACGAAUGGGAUGAUAGUGGAACGAGAGAGGCAACAAAUGACGAUGUUACUGGGGAUGAUAGUGGAACGGGAGAGGCAGCAAAUGACAAUGUUACUGGGGAUGCUAUGUGGCAAGCAACGAGUGAAGAGAAUGAAUGGGAUGAUAGUGGAAUAGGAGAGGUAGCGAAUGACAAUGAUGGGGAUGGGUGCUCAGGCAGUAGAAGCUCAGGUACACCUGCAAAGGCUAGUUUUGGUAGGGGAAGGGGUUCAGCUCCAACUGAUCAUUCCACUAGUGGCACUACUAGACGGAGUGGGCCUGGGCAGAAGAAUGUGACAAAACGUAAGAACAAAGGAGAAGCCCAGGCCCAUACACAAAAAAGAGAAAAUAACAAUCUGGGGAUUGAAGAUGAUAAAGAAAAGGAGUUAGUUACUGGGGAUGCUAUGUGUCAAGCAACGAGUGGAGAGAACGAAUGGGAUGAUAAUGGAACGGGAGAGGUAGCGAAUGAUAAUGUUAUUGGGGAUGCUACGUGGCAAGCAACUAGUGGAGAGAACGAAUGGGAUGAUAGUGGAACGGGAGAGGCAGCAAAUGACAAUGUUACUUGGGAUGCUACGUGGCAAGCAACGAUUGAAGAGAACAAAUUGGAUGAUAGUGGAACGGGAGAGGUAGCAAAUGACAAUGUUACUGGAGAUGAUAGUGGAACGGGAGAGGCAACAAAUGACAAUGUUACUGGGGAUGCUACGUGGCAAGCAACGAGUGAAGAGAACAAAUUGGAUGAUAGUGGAAUGGGAGAGGCAACGAAUGACAAUGAUGGGGAUCGGCGCUCAAGCAGCAAAAGCCCAGGUACACCUACAAAGGCUAGUUUUGGUAGGGGGAGAAGUUCAGCUCCAACUGAUCAUUCCACUAGUGGCACUACUAGACGGAGUGGACCUGGGCAGAAGAAUAAAAGAGAAAAUAACAAUAAGGGGAUUAAAGAUGAUAAAGAAAAAGAGUUAGUUACUGAGGAUGCUAUGUAUCAAGCAACAAGUGGAGAGAACGAGGAUGAUAGUGGAACGGGAGAGGUAGAGAAUGACAAUGUUACUGGAGAUGCUACGGGGCAAGCAACUAGUGGAGAGAACGAGUGGGGUGAUAGUGGAAUGGAAGAGGCAGCGAAUGACAAUGAUAAGAGCACAACUUGA